Molecule: messenger RNA, 1410 nt
Organism: Sabethes cyaneus
Lineage: Eukaryota; Metazoa; Arthropoda; Insecta; Diptera; Culicidae
Product: zinc finger protein OZF-like
Exons: 2
Coding region: 73-1410 (445 amino acids)
Biological process (GO): negative regulation of transcription by RNA polymerase II; regulation of immune system process; regulation of cytokine production
Cellular component (GO): nucleus
Molecular function (GO): zinc ion binding
Source: RefSeq, a predicted model, not a curated record
GCGCUGGCGUUCCUGCCCUGGUGAAGCCUUUAAUAUUAUAACUAAGUUUUGUCCGGAAGUUAUUUAGAAAUAAUGGAAAUUAGCAACGAUACAGAUGACUUUAGCGGCCAAAACUUUAUGUGUCGUGUUUGUACUUCAACUAAUUUGUUGAUCAACAUAUUUCUAAAUGAGGCCCACAACAUAGCAGCGAAGAUCCAAAUCUGCGCUUCUGUUCAGAUUGCCGAAGAUGAUGAUCUUCCCCAUCACAUAUGCAGUAAAUGUUACACUGAUUUGGAGAUUGCGUUCGCAUUUCGUAGCAGGUGUGAGGAAUCGGAUAUGAAAUUAAGACAACUUUUCAACAAUAUAGCUAAAGAAGAAGAGCUGUCGAUAAAGUCAGAAAACGACGACGACAACGCAGAACUUAUAAACCAAAACCAGAAUACUUAUGUGGAUAGUGAAGAUAAUUCGUCAAACUUAAAUUUUGAACAUGUUAGCUGUGAACUUUCGCAGGAUUAUACUGAAAUUGCAGAAACAAUUAGUGGUGAUUCGAAAAGCCAGUUAUCGCAAGGCCGAACAAAGCAAAUUGUAAAAAGUUUGAUUUGUGAAGCAUGUGAUAAAGUAUUGCCUAGUAGAAAUGAAUACUUUGCACAUGUAAAAACACAUGGCAAACGACGUUUUCGAUGUAAAAUAUGUGACAAGUGGUUAGCUAGAAGAUCAUCAUUUUUGCAACAUCAACGUGGGCAUCUUGGAGUAUCGAAACAAUAUUCGUGCAAAAUAUGUAAAAGAGAAUUUAGGUUUCGCAAUAGCUUGCAGAGACACAUCUCAGGAGUACACAAUCGACUUCGUAAUUUUACCUGUACUUUAUGCGGAAGUUCAUUUGCUCAAAAAACUCAUUUGCAAGUUCAUGCAGCCACCCACAUAGGACAGCCGUACAAAUGUUCUAAAUGCCCAGCUACGUACCGAUCUGAACGAUUCCUUUUACGUCAUGAACAGUUCCAUUUACCUCCUGAAGAACGAAACAAUGCGUUAAUAUUUGAACAGAAAUCUUACAAAUCGACUACACAAAAAAAAUUUAUAUGCGAAUAUUGCGGGAAAAUUUUCAACAAUCAAGCAACUUACGUGGUACAUACGCGAAUGCAUACAAAAGAAAAGCCGUACAACUGUAUCUAUUGUGAAAAAAAGUUCGUAUCUUCUAGUUUAAGGAAAAAACAUAUGAAAACCCACACCGGCGAAAAACCUUUCAAAUGCGAUAUCUGUGGAAGGUGCUUUCGGGAGAAAGCGCAUUUAACCACGCAUGGUGUAACGCACAAGCAGGAUCGGAACCACGUAUGUCCCAUUUGUUCAAAAGCCUUCAAGUUGAAAUCUAUUUUGAACAGUCAUAUGAAGUGUCAUUCUGUAUGCAACAAAAACUUAGACUCUGAAAAACUAUGA